AGAUUGCUCAAGCCGUGGGCGGGGCCAUAAAGCUCCCAAGAGAUAUGUCCUUUGUCUUUGGCAACCAGGGUGGGUAGAGAAAGACCACCAGGUGGGAGCAGAGAUAGGGAGCCUGCAGGACCAAUCCAGUUCCUUCAAAGUGUCUGUGGAUUUUCUCAGCUUUCCUGAUAUGUUCCUGUGGUAGUUCUUGAAGCAAAAGUUCACAAGAACACAUUGGAUACACUGGUUAUUUUACCAAGGCUUUGGCUGGAAUGUUACAUUUUUGAAUGUGACCAAACUGCUUUGAGGAAUUGAGGCUGACUUUAUAAAGCCAAUAGACAUGGGAGAGACUGGCCUCAUGCCUUGCCCACAUGGUUCCCUUACGAGGUUCCUCAGCUUGCGCCUCAAGCUCCUGGGCUCAAACGAUCCUUCCGCCUCGGUCUGCCAAAGUGCUGAGAUUACAGGCGUGAGACACCGCGCCUGGCCUUAAAAUCCUUUUUUUUUUUUUUAUUUUUUUUUUGAGACGGAGUCUCGCUCUGUCGCCCAGGCUGGAGUGCAGCGGCGCAAUCUCGGCUCCCUGCAAGCUCCGCCUCCCGGGUUCACGCCAUUUUCCUGCCUCAGCCUCUCCGAGUAGCUGAGACUACUGGCGCCCGCCACCACGCCCAGCUAAUUUUUUGUAUUUUUAGUAGAGACGGGGUUUCACCGUGGUCUCGAUCUCCUGACCUCGUCAUCCGCCCGCCUUGGCCUCCCAAAGUGCUGGGAUUACAAGCGUGAGCCACCGCGCCCGGCCUAAAAUCCAUUUUAAAGGCACUUUGACAUCCAUUAUCUCAUUUAAGUCUAAAACACGAAUUUCGACCUCCGCACUGCUUUCUGGUUCCACCUGGCGGCAGCUGCACAAAGUGUUUCUCUUCGAACUCCGUCCCAAGUUUAUCCGGAACUACUUAGCCCAGGUUUUCCUGAGUGCUCCUCCGGCCAAAAGCGGAGAGCACAAAUUCCGGAAGAAAUUACCAACGGCGGGACCAUUUCAGUGCUCCGGAAGUAUCACCAGUAACCAAUAAGCAAAAAGCUCUAGUUCACGUGGUGUAUAUUCAGCCUAUCAAGCUCCUGAUAUUCAUGAAUGCCGUCAUUUCCGCUCCUGCUUCCUUCUUUCUCGACAAGAUGGCCACACCGGCGGUACCAGCAAGUGCUCCUGCGGCCACGCCAGCGCCAGUCCCGGCGGCGGCCCCAGCCUCGGUCCCAGCCUCAGUUCCAGCGCCAACGCCAGCACCGGCUGCGGCUCCGGUUCCCGCUGCGGCUCCGGUUCCCGCUGCGGCUCCAGCCUCAUGCUCAGACCCUGCGACAGCAGCGGCUACAACUGCGGCUCCUGGCCAGACCCCGGCCUCAGCGCAAGCUCCAGCGCAGACCCCAGCGCCCGCUCUGCCUGGUCCUGCUCUUCCAGGGCCCUUCCCCGGCGGCCGCGUGGUCAGGCUGCACCCAGUCAUUUUGGCCUCCAUUGUGGACAGCUACGAGAGACGCAACGAGGGUGCUGCCCGAGUUAUCGGGACCCUGUUGGGAACUGUCGACAAACACUCAGUGGAGGUCACCAAUUGCUUUUCAGUGCCGCACAAUGAGUCAGAAGAUGAAGUGGCUGUUGACAUGGAAUUUGCUAAGAAUAUGUAUGAACUGCAUAAAAAAGUUUCUCCAAAUGAGCUCAUCCUGGGCUGGUACGCUACAGGCCAUGACAUCACAGAGCACUCUGUGCUGAUCCAUGAGUACUACAGCCGAGAGGCCCCCAACCCCAUCCACCUCACUGUGGACACAAGUCUCCAGAACGGCCGCAUGAGCAUCAAAGCCUAUGUCAGCACUUUAAUGGGUGUCCCUGGGAGGACUAUGGGAGUGAUGUUCACACCUCUGACAGUGAAAUACGCAUACUAUGACACUGAACGCAUCGGAGUUGACCUGAUCAUGAAGACCUGCUUUAGCCCCAACAGAGUGAUUGGACUCUCAAGUGACUUGCAGCAAGUAGGAGGGGCAUCAGCUCGCAUCCAGGAUGCCCUGAGCACAGUGUUGCAAUAUGCAGAGGAUGUACUGUCUGGAAAGGUGUCAGCUGACAAUACUGUGGGCCGCUUCCUGAUGAGCCUGGUUAAUCAAGUACCGAAAAUAGUUCCCGAUGACUUCGAGACCAUGCUCAACAGCAACAUCAAUGACCUGUUGAUGGUGACCUACCUGGCCAACCUCACACAGUCACAGAUUGCCCUCAAUGAAAAACUUGUAAACCUGUGAAUGGACCCCAAGCAGUACACUUGCUGGUCUAGGUCUUAACCCCAGGACUCAGAAGUGAAGGAGAAAUGGUUUUUUUGUGGUCUUGAGUCACACUGAGAUAGUCAGUUGUGUGUGACUCUAAUAAACGGAGCCUACCUUUUGUAAAUUAA
Messenger RNA from Symphalangus syndactylus (siamang), 2390 nucleotides. RefSeq names its product eukaryotic translation initiation factor 3 subunit F (gene EIF3F). Gene Ontology annotation, biological process: translational initiation. The record is from RefSeq and is a predicted model, not a curated record. Gene Ontology annotation, cellular component: eukaryotic translation initiation factor 3 complex, eIF3m. Gene Ontology annotation, molecular function: translation initiation factor activity; translation initiation factor binding; metallopeptidase activity. NCBI's taxonomy places the organism in Eukaryota, Metazoa, Chordata, Mammalia, Primates, Hylobatidae.